AUGCCCUCCCAGUCGUCUUCCUCGUCGGCUUCGUCCUCUACCUCCUUCCAAAAGAUGAAGAAACGAUGGUCCCGAGAGCAACUCUUAAAGAAUCUUGAGAUCUUGGGUCCUCUUACAGCACCGCUGCCACCAGACCUCCCACCCUCACCCCCCGCAUCCCGGUCAAACUCCCCAACCGCACCAGCUAUUAAGAGAAAGCAUGAGUCCUCACAGGAACAUGAUGUCGUCAAGCGUUCUAGAACCAACGGGCUGCCAGAAAAGCCCUCGUCGCAUCAUCAUCAUCACUAUCAUCCACCACCACCUCCUCCUUCGCAACCGCUCAGGUCUUCAAAUGCAGUUCCUUCAUUCAACUUGCGUUCUGAGCCAUCAGAGGAUGGGGAAGUACGAGAAGAUACCACUGCCGUGACGCCCCGGGGUCCGGCGCCUGCAGUUCUGUCAACCACUGUGCCUGUUCGGCGUCCGCGGCGCGGACGUCCAACACUCACCUCCUUCGAUGAAAUGCAUGAUAAAUAUCACAACUAUGGUAGAAAGCUCAAGUAUUCAGGUGAUGCUCGCUUCUGGUCGACAUAUCCUGCUACACACAAGGAGUACCGUCCACUGGCUAACCCACCGUCCCCAAACUCUCCAUAUCAUAAGCAUGGUGGGCUCAUUGCGCGACUCGAGCUCGUAGACGCACUUGUAUGCUUCACCUACUCAUUGUGGAGCAAGGAUUUCAGCAGGAAAUCAUGCUUCCGUGAGACUUGGGCUACCAUCGAGGCAUUCCUUGGGUGGUGUAAAAAUAAAUGGAUCGCUGAGCUUGAUACGAUCGGCGAUCGUGAAAAAGCCCUCUUGGGCUUGAUCUGGAUGAUUGAAGGAUUCAUCCAUGGGCGAAAGUUCUAUUUUUCAGCAAAGACGGUCAUAGAACCCGAAAUGGACCGCAUAUGGGCAAAAAUGAAGGCCGAGAUGGCGAUGCUCAGCAGCAAUGCGGAGAAAGCGGACGGACAGCCCACACCACCAAUGCUUCCUUCCCCUGCAAGCAUAGCUCCUGCCAAUAGUGCAAAUUCCACACCCAUAAACAACAGUGCGAGCGGCACUCCGAGUGUGAACACCUCUAGCGGUAUCAGUCUGGCCAACUCGCCCGCUCCCUCGCGCCCAGCACCUCCAGUUUCUACCGCACUCCCACACUACAACAUGGUCGAAGCGGCCGCCAAGGCAACAGCGACCAUUAAUCCCGCACUCACGUUCAACGUCAAAGAGCUAUCCGGUGGCGUUAUGGCCGCGGGGUACUGUAUGGAGUUUGCUCAACGCACUCUGACCCUGCCCAUACUGGCACGGCAUUAUCCCACGACAUUUGCUCGGAUGAUGAGUUCGAGCCUGACUGCGCACGAAGAACACGAACCUGACAUCGAAGAUGAGGAAGGAGAGCUGUUCUGGCCUGGCCAGUGUGUAACUGGAGAGGGUCUCGGUUGGGUUUGCCUGAUGGGUAAAGCCAUGAUCAAAGAAUUCGGCCGAGACAUUGGCUAUCUCGGACUUGCCGGCGUCGUCCCUAAGCCCGCUCCUGGACCGAUAACAGGCGAUUCAUCCCGACAUGCGUCUGUACUCCGGUAG
Suillus subaureus is the source of this 1587-nucleotide messenger RNA. RefSeq lists its product as uncharacterized. The record is from RefSeq and is a predicted model, not a curated record. Bases 1 to 1587 code for a protein of 528 amino acids. The transcript is spliced from 5 exons. Lineage: Eukaryota; Fungi; Basidiomycota; Agaricomycetes; Boletales; Suillaceae.